AUGAGGCCUGUCGAUGAUACGUUUUACGCCAUCGGCGCUGAGCGCAAAGGCGAGAGUCAUAGGGUCUACGCUGUCAAACGCGUUUGCCAGAACAACGGCGUCUAUGACCUGCGGUUCGGGUCUCGAGGCAGCGGCGCCGGCGGAGGGGACGAUCUCAUGUUUCUCAGUCCCCGUGAGCCUCUCACUCGGGAGCAGACGAGGCAUUUGCGGAAGCUGGUUGGACGAGAGAUGGAGCUGAGCGAGGAUGCUUCUUUUGAUUGCGUCGUACGGUACAAGGAUUUCAUCGAAGAGUUCGGCGACAGAAAACAGGCGGUUCGUCAGAACACUACCCUGCCGUGUGCGCUUGUCAUGGAUAAGCUCCAGUUCGCGUGGAGAGGUCCCCUGACCAACGGUAUAUUACGAGGACUUGAAGAUACUGAUAUCGUCAACGUGGCCGUGGACAUGCUCUCCGCGCUGACAUACCUCCACGCCCUGGGCAUCGUCCACGGAGACGUCCGGCCGCAAAAUGUCGUUCCGUACGUGGACACCACUCAACACCGUGGAGACUGGUAUAGGCAGCAUAGAUACAGACUCUCCGGCCACGGGCUCGUGCCGGCCAUCUUUUCCAAGUGGGCGAAGUGUCCCGGCGAGACGUACACGGCGCCCGAGUUCGCGGGAAGGGGCCGGUACAAGCCAACGCGGGAGAGCGACGUAUGGAUGCUAGGGACGAUGUUGGAGGAGCUCCACGACUCCCGGUGUAAACGUAUCCCGCACUCCAUCAGUGCGUAUUCGGAGGUUCUGACGAGAGAGGUAGCCUGCGAGUUACCGGCCAUGCGGGUUUGGCACAACUGGCUCGAGGCGCUGGUGGCCAAGUUGCUGCAGGACAAGCCGGGAGAUCGGCCGCGAGCGGAGGACGCGUUGACGGGACUUCUUGAGGAGAAGUUCAGGGCUGCUGAGGGUGGUCAGGUGGGUGCUGAGAAGAGGCAGAUGAAGGAGGCUAUCAAGAAGGCUAAGGCGGAGAGGCUUUGA
This is a messenger RNA of Colletotrichum siamense, 1008 nucleotides long. RefSeq names its product Calcium/calmodulin-dependent protein kinase II (gene CMK2). Gene Ontology annotation, molecular function: ATP binding; calcium-dependent protein serine/threonine kinase activity; calmodulin binding. The transcript has 3 exons. NCBI's taxonomy places the organism in Eukaryota, Fungi, Ascomycota, Sordariomycetes, Glomerellales, Glomerellaceae. Gene Ontology annotation, biological process: peptidyl-serine phosphorylation; protein autophosphorylation; intracellular signal transduction. Gene Ontology annotation, cellular component: nucleus; cytoplasm. The record is from RefSeq and is a predicted model, not a curated record. The coding region runs from base 1 to 1008 and encodes 335 amino acids.